Molecule: messenger RNA, 821 nt
Organism: Aaosphaeria arxii CBS 175.79
Lineage: Eukaryota; Fungi; Ascomycota; Dothideomycetes; Pleosporales
Exons: 2
Coding region: 228-665 (145 amino acids)
Source: RefSeq, a predicted model, not a curated record
CCGUGGGCUCCUCAAACUUAUAUCAACGGGCAGAACAGGCUCCCUUCCCACGUGUGGUGUCUUCCUUCUGAUUGAAUAGUCGAUCAAAGAGUCAUAAGAAACACUGAGUGUUUUCGAGCACUUUCUGAUACAUAUCUGGCCUCUAGCAGAACCACAAUAACCAUCUGGCAAGAGUUGGAAAUACUGGUGCCUAAGACAGCACACGUCGCAAGCUUUCCAACGACGUUAUGGCGAACCGAACCAUCGCAUUUCACUUCCGAACAAUUGGAUUUGUUCCCCGAGCGCCGAUUCAGACAAUAGCAAGAAGCAGAAGAUAUGCGACGGAGCAUCCACCUUCCACCUCCCCGCCCCCACCUCCACGAUCCGAACCACGGGAGCCCCAGUCAAGAGCUGGUGCCUUUUAUAAAUCAUUUGCUUCCCCAAUAGUGAAAUGUUUUCUCGGUGCGCUCUUCACAUACCAAGUCACGUAUUGGGGGUGGAUGAAACUGGAAACACUGGAGGAGAAACGAGGCUACGAUGACGAGAUCAGAGAUUUAAAGGAUCAGCUCAAGGUCGAAGUCGUUAAGCAAAUUGAGGCAACGAAAGGGAAAAUCGAGACACACGUUCCUGGAGAGAUGAAGGAACAAGUCGGAGAAAGUAGUAAAAAGAAAGGAUGGUUGUGGUAGGGCGAGCUUCCCGAGAGAACACCCAAACAGAACAAGAAGACCAGUUAUACCCAUAAUAUUCCGGAAUGAAUGUAUUAAUACUGUGUAUACAGAGAUACUUAUAUUGAAACACCAGCGAAUGUACUAAGUUGCGUGGGAAUGAUAAAUAUAUUGGUG